Messenger RNA from Daldinia childiae, 1707 nucleotides. Its product is annotated as Amidase 1. The transcript is spliced from 9 exons. Lineage: Eukaryota; Fungi; Ascomycota; Sordariomycetes; Xylariales; Hypoxylaceae. The record is from RefSeq and is a predicted model, not a curated record. The coding region runs from base 1 to 1707 and encodes 568 amino acids.
AUGAAGUACUCUAACACCGACUUGGGACCGCCGCUUAUACGAUUAGGGGCAGUCAGCUACGUCGCAAUUCCCCAUGUCAAGCUCGAGCUACACCAGACAAGCAAUAAAGUCCAAGGCCCUCCAGUAUUCGAGUUGUAUCCCGGCGAAUACAUGCCAGUCAUUGUUAUGUCUAUCGAUCAAAACUCGUCCCAAAAGUCAGUGCUAGAGGAAAUCAAAUUGUUUCAAGCCGAAGAUGAUGUGUUUUCCAAGGGCUUUUUGUCGAAUAUAGUUGUAAUGCACGGCCCUGUGAAAGACAUUAAUCGGCUCCGAGACACAUUGACUUCUCUACCUACGAAUGCAAUCACUGGAGACUGGGCACCAAAUACGGUUCUGUCAGUAGGGAGUCCAUCCAACAGUACUCCAGACGGUCCUUACUUUCUUAGCCAAGGGCUUCACCUGUUCGAAGCUUGGCGGCUUUAUCCGGAUACACAGAAUAGUUUCGUCACGGGGAUCAUACCUUCAACUCAUGCCGGCAGUCUUUUCCAGCCUCUCGAUGUCCGCUUGCGGGGUCAUCGAAAUGCAAUUGCCGUCCCGAGUCGUCUUUAUAGCAAGAAGACUCCAUCAAAGCCUUUAGCUGGGAUGAGAUUUAGUGUCAAAGAUAACUACAAAGUUUCAGGAAUCAUGACCACUCAAUCCAAUCGUGCCUGGUGCGAAUUAUAUGAUGGCAAGCCCGAAAAUAUAACUGCCGAUUAUGUAAACACGUUGGUAGGUCUUGGUGCUGUUCUUGUGGGUAAGACAUUGAUGUGUUCUUUUGCAUCCUCAGAAGAAGCCACAGAUCAGUGGAUUGAUUUUCACGCUCCCUUCAAUCCCAGGGGAGAUGGUUACCAGAGUCCUUCUGGAAGCACGACAGGGGGCGGUACGAGCCUAGCGGCAUACCCGUGGCUUGACUUCUCCGUUGGCACCGAUACAACGGGGAGCAUCCGAUGGCCAGCCGCAUGGUGUGGCCUUUUCGGACUUCGGACAACAUGGAGAGAGGAAGCAAUGGGAAAUGUUUAUCCUGCAUGCAGAUUUAUGGAUACCGUUGGACUUCUCUCUCGAGACAUGGACGGUAUGGAGAACUUGGUCAAAACAACCAUUCCGGGGCCCAAAUACUUUAGUAAUGAUCAACAAACCGCCUAUAAUCCAUUCUACUACGACGGUUAUCAUGAGUUUGAUGACUUUCGUAAGGAAUACGAAGAAAAAUUCCAAAAACCGGUCUAUGUUGGUCCUUACAUGCGAUGGAAAUGGGACCGAGGCUCUGAGGUUUCCCGUGAAAUGAAGGAAAAGUCAUUGGAAGAAGUGCGGGUCUAUCGUCGCUGGUUCGAAGAGAAUAUUUUAGCCCCUAAGGGAUCUGGUGGCACUACAGCUGUCAUGAUAAUUCCUUGUGGCAACAGCGUGCCUAAGUAUCGUGACGAUCCCAACAGUGCCCCAGGGCCCAUCGGUGCUUUUACAUGGAACUACAUUGCCUCAGUUCAAGGUUUACCACAACUGGUCGCUCCGAUCGGCAAUAUACACUACGAAUCCAGAAUAAGCAAGCGAACCGAAGAGCUUCCAGUAGUUGGCACAAUAAUUGGCGCCGCAGGGAGUGAUCUACUACUAGUUGAUGUUGUGAAAAAUGCCCUUGGACGUGCCGGCCGUCCUAUUAAAGUUUCCACUGGGCGUGUUAUCUUUUCUGAACAGAAUCAAUGA